AUGUGCACGAGAGGCCAUUGGAGGCCUGCGGAGGACGAGAAGCUCAAAGAUCUGGUUGAGAGAUACGGGCCGCAUAAUUGGAACGCGAUCGCCGAGAAGCUACAAGGAAGAUCAGGUGCACCAUAUAGACUUCAUAUAUGCGUCUUUUUACUGGUCUUUCUUUGCACUCUAUUCCCGUAAAUUCCAAUUUUCCUUAGGUUAAUCAAAAUAGGGAGAAGCCUUCAUGCGGCCUCCCCUCUCUUCACAUCUUCGCUUCUUCUUUUGGACGUCCCCGGCGUGAAUAUUCAAGAAAAAUUCAAAAUAGCAGGGAAAAGUUGCAGGCUGAGAUGGUUCAAUCAGCUGGAUCCGCGGAUCAACAGGAGCCCCUUCACGCCGGAGGAAGAGGAACGUCUCCUCGCAUCACACCGGAUCCACGGAAACCGGUGGGCUGUGAUCGCUCGGCUCUUCCCUGGGCGGACCGACAACGCCAUCAAGAAUCACUGGCAUGUGAUCAUGGCUCGACGAUGCCGAGAGCAGUCCAGGUUGAGAGCCGGCGAGCCGACCCAUGGCCCCUCGAAACCCCAGAACCUCGUCAGAGGAACGGAGAACAGGCUACAGGAGAACACUUCUCCUGAAAACCUUGGACCCUAUGGCCAUCUCCGGAUCCUUACAGACAUGCAUUCCGAGUUCCACCGACAGCCUCCGAGGGCUUCCCCAAGUAGGUGACUGCUACAAUAGUAUUGAAAUCAUUGUGACAAAAUCAAUUCGUAGAUCUAAUAUUCCUAUCCUCAACUAGCUACGAAUUACUCAUCUAAUUCUUUCACGUGGCAUGGGAACUCGAAAGAAUCGACAUGCACUAGCGAUAAUUGUUAGAAUAGUCAUGCAUCUAGGGGACAAACUAAAUGGUAAUUACAAUAUGUGGGGCGACUAAACUCUUUGUCAAUCGAUAUGUAGCUGUGUAGGUCAGCCUCUUCUACAUUUAUGUCAAUAAAUAGAAGCUUGCCCUAAGCUAUUUACCUCAUCCCUCUUCAUUUCUCACAUUGUUUUUCUGUGAUCUGAUCACCGAUGCAGGUCAACGGGUCGAGUUUUACGACUUUCUUCAGGUUAACCCUGACUCCGAAGACCAGACAAAGGUAGGAGAAGGGCGGAUAGAGCACGGACAACCAACCGAGGAGGCAGGCCUUCCCUUCAUAGAUUUCUUGGAGGUUGGGAGGUGCUCCAGUGACCUAAACUAG
Molecule: messenger RNA, 1214 nt
Organism: Spirodela intermedia
Lineage: Eukaryota; Viridiplantae; Streptophyta; Magnoliopsida; Alismatales; Araceae
Source: the annotation of a GenBank genome assembly